This is a messenger RNA of Penicillium canescens, 7212 nucleotides long. Its product is annotated as type I polyketide synthase. The record is from RefSeq and is a predicted model, not a curated record. Lineage: Eukaryota; Fungi; Ascomycota; Eurotiomycetes; Eurotiales; Aspergillaceae. Gene Ontology annotation, biological process: fatty acid biosynthetic process; secondary metabolite biosynthetic process. The transcript has 19 exons. The coding region runs from base 1 to 7212 and encodes 2403 amino acids. Gene Ontology annotation, molecular function: oxidoreductase activity; phosphopantetheine binding; fatty acid synthase activity.
AUGACAAUCGACAACCCCAAGAGGGAAGUUCCUUACAAGACCGUGGGCCACGAUGAGCCAUUGGCUCCCCCAUACAAUGCGAGAAAAGCAUAUCUGCAGGAGCCAGUUGCAAUUGUGGGCAUGGCUUGUCGUCUUCCUGGUGAAAGCAAUACCCCAAAGGCGUUAUGGAAUUUCUUAAUGAAGGGUGGUGUCGCGAAGAAUACACCUCCUGAAUCACGAUUCAACAUAGCGGGACACCACGAUGGCUCUAAAAUGCCAAAGACCAUGCGAUCACCGGGAGGCAUGUUCCUUGAGAACAUCGAUCCACAGGAAUUUGAUGCUUCAUUUUUCGGUAUAUCGCAUGUGGAUGCAACUGCGAUGGACCCUCAGCAGAGGCAGUUACUGGAGGUUGUGUACGAAUGUCUCGAGAACUCGGGGUUGCCUCUGGAGUCUUUGGAUGGAGCCCCUGUCGGAUGCUUUGUCGGCUCGUAUUCUGUGGACUAUGAGCACAUGCAAUCUCGUGACCCAGAAGAUCGUGCUCCCACCGUUACCGUUGGUGUUGGACGGGCAAUUCUCAGCAACCGCAUUAGUCAUUUUCUUAACAUCAAGGGUCCCAGUAUGACUGUGGACACUGCCUGCUCGGGCAGCUUGGUGUCUGUAGACCUUGCGUGUCGUUAUCUGACAACUGGUGAGAUUGACGGGGCGAUUGUGGCGGGGGCCAAUAUGUACCUGAGUCCCGAGCACAACAUGGAUAGCGGUGCAAUGAAAGGAGCGUCCUCGCUCUCAGGUAAAUGUCACACAUUUGAUGAGAAGGCAGACGGCUAUAUCAAGGCUGAGGGUGUGAAUGCUGUGAUGUUGAAGCGCCUUUCCGAUGCUAUUCGCGAUGGUAAUCCCAUCCGGGCUGUCAUCCGAGGCAGUGCCACUAAUAGCGAUGGCCAUACCGCGGGAAUUGCAAGCCCGAGUGCCGAGGCACAGUCAAUGGCUAUUCGAGCCGCCUACGCCAAUGCCGGACUGUCUAACUUCCACCACACUUCUUACAUAGAGUGUCAUGGAACUGGGACACAGGCCGGCGACCCGACAGAGGUCAGUGGUGUCUCAUCUGUGUUUACUCCUGGGCGCGACAGCGCCAGACCCUUGUAUAUUGGGUCAAUCAAGAGCAAUAUCGGCCAUUCCGAACCCGCAGCGGGUAUUUCUGGCCUGAUUAAAGCGGUACUCGCUAUUGAGAAUGCUAUGAUUCCUGGCAAUCCGACUUUCAUUAAUCCAAACCCGAAGAUCGAUUUUAUAGGACUUAAUGUCCAAGCAUCACGUAUUGCUCGUGAGUGGCCCGAUAUGCCUUUCCGUCGGGCCAGUGUGAACUCUUUUGGGUAUGGAGGCUCAAAUGCCCACGUCGUUGUGGAAGAGACAGGCUCAUUCACAAACAUCAAGCAUGUCUCGUCUUAUCAAACGAAGGCAGAUAAUAUGUUUGAUGAGGAUGACAAUACACUGGCGACACGGCCCUUCCUCAUUCCGCUCUCUGCAAACGACGAUCAAUCUCUCAUGUCUUACUUUGAUAGACUUCGAAUACAUCUCAUGGAUCUCAAUGUUAAGGUUGAGAUGGCUAGUUUGGCGCACACCUUAUCGGAUUGCCGAUCAAAGUUGUAUCACCGGGGUUACAUUGUCACUCAGUCGACGAAUCUAGAUGAAACCGCAUUUGUUCAUGGCAAGAAAACUGCGGAGCCUCCAAGAAUUGGUUUUAUUUUCACCGGCCAAGGUGCUCAAUGGCCCCAAAUGGGCAAAGAUCUGGUUGAAACCUUCCCUUCUGCACGGCUCUUGCUGCGCCAACUAGACUUGGUUCUCCAACGUCUUCCAGAUCCCCCAGCCUGGAGUUUGUUAGACGAGCUUACCCAACCUCGGAGCGCUGAGACCCUGAGACAACCCGAGUUCUCGCAGCCACUGGUGACCGCACUGCAGCUUGUCAUAGUUGAGAUUCUCCAAAACUGGGGUGUAUGUCCCCAAAGCGUUGUCGGCCACUCUUCUGGCGAGAUUGCUGCAGCUUGUGUCGCAGGACUUAUUUCUAAGGAAACUGCUAUCAUUGCUGCUUUCUAUCGUGGCUAUGCAGCGACGAGAGCACCACAGCAGGAUCUUGGAAUGCUCGCUGCUGGUAUCUCGGCUGCUGAGUUCCCAAACUACACUAGUGGUAUUAAAGAUGCCGUCUCGAUUGCAUGCUUCAAUAGUCCGCAGAGUAUCACGGUUUCGGGGACCAUUCCAGCAUUGGAACUGCUCCGACUGAACCUUGUCAGAGACAACAAGUUUGCACGCCUGCUCCAAGUUAAUCUCGCAUACCACUCCAAGUAUAUGAAAGAUAUUGGCGAUGACUAUGAUACCUUGCUAUCGGCCCAGGUUGAAGCCCAAUCUCCUGGGAACAAGGGAAUUCGCAUGUUCUCAUCUGUCACUGGAAGUCUCCUUGAGGGGCCUGUAUUCGUGGACUAUUGGAAGGCAAAUAUGACCUCGCCAGUUUGCUUCGAUCGAGCGGUCCAAGAAAUGCUCUCUGUCGACUCGAGUCCCGAUUUUCUGAUUGAGAUAGGGCCUUCUGGAGCCUUGGCUGGCCCAAUAUCCCAAAUUGUCAAGGCCCUCCCGAACGAAGCUGCAAGCGUCCAAUAUACCGCUGCCCUUUCUCGGGGACGCGAUGCAAUAAAAGCUACAUUCGAUGUUGCAGGAAAACUAUUCAUAGCCGGAGGUACCGUCAAUCUCUCAAACGUCAAUCAGCUAGGUGGCGAAGGUGAAGUUGCCCCAGCUGUGAUUGUUGAUCUGCCCAAUUACGCCUGGAAUUACUCAACCAAGUACUGGUAUGAGAAUGAAGCCAGCAAGGAUUGGCGCUACCGCUUGUUCCCGCACCAUGUGCUCCUUGGUAGCAAGAUCUUGGGUUCAUCCUGGAAUGAGCCUGCAUUCAAGAAGACUUUGGAAGUAGAAAGCCUGCCGUGGCUUCAGGAUCACAGAAUGGGGCCUGACAUUGUCUUCCCUGCUGCUGGGUUUGUCUCAAUGGCUAUAGAGGCUAUUCGCCAGAAGACAGAGGCAUUGAAUAUUUUGGAUGGAAAGCCUGGUCCCAAAGUACCAAGUUAUCGACUCCGGAACUUGACAUUCAAUAGGGCUCUCGUGUUGGAAGAACGUAAGCCGUGCAAAGUCAUGCUUACCCUUACCCCGAGAUCUGGAAGCGGCACGGCCUGGCAUGAUUACAAGGUCUCUUCCCUGGUGGACGGCGUAUGGCGCGAGAAUAGUGCUGGUCUGAUUCAGGUUACCAACCAAGUUGAGCGUGUUGCUUCGGCUCAUGAUAUUCGGAAUCUGGAAUAUCCAGCGGAUGGACGGUUAUGGUACAAGGCCAUGAACGACAUCGGAUAUAAUUUUGGUCCUGCAUUCCAGAAACAGCUUCAGGUUGAAUGCACCUCAGGCGAGCGAAAUAGUCGAUCCAUUGUUUCCCUGGAAGAGCCCGAUACUAGUAGCCUUCCGUCAGCCUUUGCUCUGCAUCCAGCCUGCAUUGAUGGCUGUUUCCAGACAUGUGCACCCUCGUUGUGGAAUGGUAACCGCAGCGAUGUCAAUGCCGUUUUGAUCCCGGCCAUUAUUGACGAUAUCAUUGUCAACCAACGGCCUGAAAUCUCCAAGACUGGCAUAGCAGUCUCAAGCUCGGCGUACGUGGGUCUAGGUCGCCCCGAUGAGACCAAAAGCUACUUGUCGAAUUCGUCAGUCUAUGUUAAAGAAACUGGACAACUUCUUUUCCAGGUCUCAGGACUCCGCUAUCACAAGUUGGAUGUUCGUGAGGAGAUUUACUCAAGACACGCUUACAGCCAAGUGGUAUGGAACCGGGAUAUCACCUCGCUCUCUGACUUCACAGAUAUAUCAACGCUCUUAGGAAUUGACAAUGGCGAUGAACCUCUCACUGAUGUUCAUCAUAUCGUGGAUAUGGCUUCUCACAAAAAGCCACAUCUGAGCGUUGCAGAAAUAAAUGUCAGGUCCAACGAUCCAACUAGUAUCUGGCUGGAUGGAAGUCUGUCAGACAGUUCUUCUCGUCGAUCCGCUCAGAACGUUCAGGUCAUGUUUGCAGAUCCAGGGGCACUUUUGGACGCCCAGGAGACAUAUUCCUCUCACGAAAAUGCACAUUUUGUUCUCACGGAUAUUGCUAGCGAGGGAUAUAUCCCCAACGGACAGACCACGUUUGACCUCGUCGUCCUCAAGUUGAGUGGAACCGACGAGCACUACAGGCAAAUUGUCGACAACACCCGCAAGCUCCUUGCAGAUGGCGGGUGCUUGUUGGUUGUGGAUUACGACGGGAAUGAUGAACACACUACGACCAGAAAGGGGCAAACGGCCACGUCUGUAGAUACCAAUGGCAACGACAUUCUCCAUGGGAACGGCGGAACCAGUGAUAGCAACUCCGACGGAUUUGAGAUCCUUGAUUCAACUGAAAGGCCCCGCGCCCAACGACAUUCAUUGAUGGAUCGAAAAGAUCUCACGUGUCUUGGUGCGGGGUUUUAUCCUUCUAUUGACAGCAACAUCGGAUCAAUCGUUCUUGGUCGCCAUGAAACCAUUCGCAAGCCAGUUUCGGGGUCUGUUAGCCUACUCCAAUUUUCCAAGCCAGUUAUCGCGAGUUUGAAGCUUCAAGCAAGCCUUGUCGCUGCUGGAUGGAACGUUAGCCAGCAUGAAGCACCUUUUGACGAUAUCGAUCCAGAGUCGAUCGGCAUCGUGGUGGAGUUUGGUGAUUCCAUUCUGCCAACAAUCACUGAACCCAACUGGGAAGCCCUUAAGGCAAUUAUUAGCUCUGGAAUGAAGCUUUUGUGGGUAACUGAAGGAUCUCAGAUGGAGGUUACUAAUCCCAGCAAGGCCAUGAUUCAUGGGUUGGGAAGAACUGUGCGAGCUGAGGAUCCAUCUGUCAACCUUACCACGCUCGACGUGGAAGGUGUCUCCAAUACAGCGACAUUCAAUGCUCUUGUUACUGUCCUCAAAAGGAUUCAAAGUCCCCGAGCAAAAGACCACAUUGAAAGUGAAUACGUCGAGAGGGGCGGUUAUCUUCAUGUCCCUCGAAUCCUGCCAGACAAUUCCCUUCAUUCUGCAGAGACGACGAUCAGGCUUCAGUGCGAGCGAGUUGGCACGAUUGAUACCAUUCAAUACAAUGAGGUGGCCCCGACAGAGCUUCCUCUUGGGGAAAACUUGGUUGAGGUGGAGUUGUUCGCAGCGGGAUUGAACUUCAAAGAUGUGGCUAUCACCAUGGGAAUCGUACCUGAGAACGAACAUCUGCUCGGCCUAGAAGGCGCCGGCCUCAUCCGACGAGUCCAUCCAUCAGUCACCAAAUUCAAGCCCGGAGAACGUGUGUUGGUCUUCAAAAAGGGUGCCUUUGCCAAUCGCGUCAUAGCAACGGUCGAGAGAACGUACCAUAUUCCAGACUGGAUGUCAUACGAGGAGGCUUCUACCCUGGCGAGCGUCUACCUCACCGCGAUGUACAGUAUCAAGGAUCUCGCCAAUACCCAAAAAGGCCAUCGAGUCUUGAUCCAUUCCGCCACAGGGGGUCUGGGCCAAGCUUCAAUUCAAAUUUGCCACAAUAUUGGUGCAGAGGUUUAUGCCACUGUUGGAAAUGACGAGAAGAGAAAGUUUCUAGUGGACCGAUAUGGGAUCCCAGAGGACCGAAUCUUCAGUUCGCGCUCUACUGACUUUGCCAGUGAGUUGAUGCAUGCUACGCAUGGUGCGGGUGUUGAUGUAAUUCUCAACUCCUUGACGGGUGAGCUAAUGGAGGAAUCGUGGCGGUGCAUUGCCGCCGGGGGUACUAUGGUCGAACUCGGUAAAAAGGACAUGCUGGACAGAAACUACCUAUCUAUGGAACCUUUUGGUCGCAAUGCGUCUUACCGCUGCUUUGAUAUGUCCCACGCUCAUGUUUCUGAUACUCUUAUUGCGAGACUCCUCGACCAGACCAUGGAUCUCAUCAAAAAGCGGCAGCUUACACCCAUUGGCCCUAUCACAACAUUCUCGUUUGCAGAUAUUCCUUCCGCAUUCAGAUAUAUGCGUGGGGGCAAACAUAUCGGAAAGAUUGUCAUUUCUGAUGGACCGAACACAGAUGUUCAGGUUGCGGCCCGUCCUGCGCAAAAGGUAUUGAUCCUUAAAGGAGAUGUGUCGUACUUGAUUGUUGGUGGUCUUAAGGGCCUCUGCGGCACCGUAGCCACACAGCUAGCCCGACAUGGUGCUAAACACUUGGUUAUUCUUUCUCGCAGUGGAUGCGAUGACGAGAGGUCCCAGGCGGUGUUGAAAAAUCUCAAGGCUAUUGGGUGUUCUUUCACUCUCGUUACCGGCGACGUGGCGAAGAAGGCCGAUGUGACACGAUGCUUUAAGGAGGCGCCCCUUCCUAUCGGAGGAAUCAUCCAAGGAGCCAUGGUUUUAAGGGACCGUGUCUUCACCUCGAUGACCAUCAGCGAGUAUUACCAGGCAAUUGAGGCCAAGUUGCAAGGUUCAUGGAAUCUACACGAUGUUUCCAUUGAGACGGGAUCCACGAUUAACUUCUUCACCAUGCUUUCCAGUAUUUCAGGUGUUGUUGGUCAGAAGGGACAGGCCAACUAUGCUGCUGCCAAUGUCUUCCUGGACAACUUCGCCCGGUACCGCCGCAAGCAGGGUCUGAAAGCUUGCUCUGUUGACCUGGGCGCCAUUGACGACAUCGGAUACAUGUCAGAGCACAAAGAUCUACUGGUGGCCCUCGACACCGCAGCCUGGACGCCCAUCAAUGAGUCUCUUUUCAACAAAAUUCUUCGCGUGGCUAUUCUGCAAGACAUUGCGCCUUUGAAUGCACACAGUAAUGGUCAAUUGAUCACCAGCAUUGCCGUCCCCCAGGAGGAAAACUCGCGCCUCCUAGCUGAUGCACGAUUUGCAGGUCUCUGUUUCAGAGACCAGACUAGUGGUUCUGGAGGCUCUGCUGCAGCUGACGAGACCAAAGAGCUGCAGGCGCUCCUUUUGCUGCUCAAGAAUGGUGCUCCACAGGCGGCUCUUAUGGGGGCCGCCAUUGAGGCCGUCAAUAAGCAAUUCAUGGUCACACUGCGACUUAGUGCACCUAUGGAGCCUGGCAAGCCGCUGAGCAGUUACGGGAUGGACUCUUUGGCUGCAGUUGAAUUCCGAAAUUGGGCGCGAUUGGAGCUACAGGUUGAACUGACAACACUGGAGAUUGCCAACGCUAAUUCACUUCAUGCGUUAUGUGACAAGAUUGUGUCAAAUAUGAAUAAGUCUUGA